AUGCGGCUGUUUCAUGCUCUUGCCUCUUACCAUCUGCUAGCAACAAGUCUUGUAGCUGCUGUUCCCCUCGAUUCACAGCCGGCUUCGACUAUCAACAUAGAUCCGACCAUUGCACCCCUCGAAGCUCUUGCUCAACUGCAGCAACAUGCCUAUGAAACGCUCAAACAGCGUGAGAGUAUCUCCAAAAGGGAUUCUAAAGGCUGCUCUCUAGCUACUGCAACCAUACGGAAAGGCUGGCAAAAGGACCGAAAGGCCUACAUCGAAGCAGUACAAUGUCUUCGACGAUUGCCUCCCAAGUCUGACCCGUCCUGGGCCCCAGCAGCAAAGACUCGCUUCGAUGAUUUCGUCGCCAUUCACGUGAACCAAACUUUGUACAUACAUGGAAAUGGACCCUUCCUUACCUGGCAUCGCUACUUUGUAUGGGCCUAUGAACAAGCUCUUCGAAACGAAUGUGGAUAUAAAGGCUACCAACCCUACUGGGACUGGUUUGCAAAUGCCGAUAACAUCUACGGGUCCCCCGUUUUUGACGGGAAUGAUACCAGUUUGGGUGGUGACGGCGAAUUCUUUGCACAUAACGGAAGUCUUGCUGGCGGUCGAUUGAUACCAAUUCCCUCUGGAAAAGGGGGUGGGUGUGUCAAGAGCGGUCCUUUCAAAAAUACGCAAGCAAACAUUGGUCCCAUCUCGCCUGGAAUGCAAGGCUUGACUGAUCUGGCGACUGGCAUUACCGACUACAACCCCCACUGCCUGCGCCGAGAUCUCAGUCCCUACAUACCCCAGAAGUGGUUCACCACGGAGAAUCUGCUGAAUGUAACCAUCGGUGCAGGAUCCGUAACGCAUCCCAUUUUCUGGCAGGAAAUUCUGGGUCGGUAUACAGACGGGUUCUUAGGACUGCACGCCUCAGGACAUUACACCAUGGGCGGAGACGCAACAGAUCUCUACUCCUCUGUCAACGACCCUGCCUUUUACCUCCAUCACACGAUGCUUGACCGCAUUUAUUGGAUCUGGCAGGUUCUCCACCCGGCUGAGGCAAACAAAGUGACUGGUACCUUGACGCUGCAGAACAAGCCCCCAACGCGCAACGCUACCAUCGAUGAGCCAUUGGAUAUGGGAAUCAACGGUGAGACGUUGAGGAUUAGGGAUAUGUUCGAUACGCUAGGUGGUACUCCUCUAUGCUACAUCUACCUUUGA
Bipolaris victoriae FI3 is the source of this 1188-nucleotide messenger RNA. RefSeq lists its product as hypothetical. The coding region runs from base 1 to 1188 and encodes 395 amino acids. Gene Ontology annotation, molecular function: oxidoreductase activity. The record is from RefSeq and is a predicted model, not a curated record. The transcript has 4 exons. NCBI's taxonomy places the organism in Eukaryota, Fungi, Ascomycota, Dothideomycetes, Pleosporales, Pleosporaceae.